AUGACCAAAGCGGAGGUAGAAGACAACAUCUGCGAGUUCUUGACCGAAUGUGACAACCACUUCCACAGCCUCACCAUUUGCCCCAUACACCAUCCCUUGGCGUCAGCAUGUGUAUGCCAGGAAAAGAUGAACUACAAGCACAUUGCCAGCAGUCUCGAGAAAUCUUGGGCAAGACCUAUUGAUCCCGGUCACGUCAAAGCCAUAGUCGAAGCAACCUUGAGCGCUCGAGUCGAGGUCAUCAACGAGAAUAAUGGUAUCAAGAACGAUAUAAAGGGGGCCAAAAGCCUCAUCCUCCUCAACGUUCAUAUCCUCCUUUGCAUAUUCGCAGAGUUCAAGCAUAGCCACGAUUGCAGUCUUGUGAAUAGCCUUACUUGGAACAUCACUGGUGCUAUCGACCAGAAACAAGAAGCUCAAGAGAGGAAAAAAACGCUUCUCAGGCAACGAAAGGCUAAGAAAGCCAAGUCUGUCCCAGGCGCUGGAGAUCCUUCAACGGCAGAUGCGGCUGUCGCUGAGGAAAGGAAACAAUGA
Fusarium proliferatum ET1 is the source of this 528-nucleotide messenger RNA. RefSeq lists its product as uncharacterized. The record is from RefSeq and is a predicted model, not a curated record. Bases 1 to 528 code for a protein of 175 amino acids. The transcript is spliced from 2 exons. Lineage: Eukaryota; Fungi; Ascomycota; Sordariomycetes; Hypocreales; Nectriaceae.